CCGCAAACAGCUCAUUUGAGCCUUUGUCAUUGUCUAUUUCAAUUGGUUCAGCAUAGUAAUAAGACUGUCUUCUAACUUGACAUUUUUCUCGCUUUUUUCUUUUCUUUUUCUUUAGUUUAAACAUGGAGUUGCACGAAAUAAAGGGUGAAAAAACCCUCGGCACUGGAUCACCAUUAGAAAGCAUUAGUGAUAGCAAUAUUGUCGAAAUUGAACAUGACAAUAUUAGCUUCUCUCAUGGUGUUGAUAAUGACAGCAAGCGGGGUUCCUCUUUUCUUGCUUAUUUUAAUAUUGUUUGUGUUGUAGCGGGUACAGGUGCCCUUAGUUUACCGUAUGCUUUACGACAAGGUGGUUGGAUCGGUCUUUUCAUUUUGAUCCUUAGUUGGGCCUUCUCUACAUACUCCGGAAUUAUUUUAAUUAGAUGCUUGUAUUAUAACGGAAAGACACGUCUCUCCUCUUACCAAGAAGUUGCUGAAGAAGCUUUUGGUAAAGUUGGUGGUUGGGUUUCCUUCUUUUUUACAGUGAUCACAUUGAUUGGUGUACCUGUUCUUUAUAUCCUUUUGGCCGGUUCCAAUUUACAUUCAAUUUGCACGGGAACUUCUGCUGAAUUGACAUUUCCUAUUUGGGUCAUUAUUUGCGCUGCUCUUGUUGCUGUGCCUUUUGUCUUUUUCAAAUCCAUGAAAGAAGUUGGUAUAUUGAGUGCAUUUGGCAUGUUGGCCACUGUGAUUGUUGUGUUCAUCUGUCUCGUCAUGGCUGCUACCGACAAGCCUAAUCAAGUCAAUGUUAGACAUGACAAUGUCAUUUGGAGUGAAUUCCCAGUUGCUCUUAGUUCAAUCGUCUUUAGUUUCGGUGGCAAUCCUGUUUAUGCUCAUGUCGAAGCUGGUAUGCGUCGCCCUAAAGAUUGGCCUAAAGUGGUUGCAGCAGGUCUUACCACUUGUGCUGCUCUUUACUUUUUGACAGCCAUUCCUGGUUAUUAUGUCUAUGGUGAUCAAGUCCUUAGUCCUAUUUACAAUAGUAUUCCUGCAGGUGCUGCUAAAAUCGCUUCUGAAGUCAUCAUUACUGCUCAUGUCUUGAUGGCCUGUCCUAUUCUCUUGACUUCCUUCUCUCUUGAUUUAGAAAAAUUGUUUGGGAUCAACAGCUUCAAAUUCUCACGCUUUGCUGAACACGGCCUGCGUUUUGCUCUUCGCAUGGCCCUUAUUGUGAUUAUUGCUGUCAUUGCUAUCUAUGUACCUUAUUUUGGUGACUUCUUGUCUCUUUUAGGUGCCUUUAGUAACUGUACGCUUAUUUUGAUUUUCCCAGUCUUGUUCUAUCUCAAGUUGACUGGGUAUCGUAACAAGCAUGUUGCAGAGCUGAUUCUUUGUUUCUUUGUUGUCUUGCUUGGUAUUGUUGGUUUGAUCUUUGGUACCAAGAGUGCCAUCGAAGCUCUUAAGGCUGAUUUCCAAGGUUCUAGUUAGAUAAUUGUAAUAUUUUUUUUGUACUAUAUAUAAAUUAGACGUAAUACCUCUAUUUGAAGCUUAUGAUUAAAUGCAUUCCCAUGCUACAUGAUAUGGAAUGUCAUUGUUUACAUACGAAUACGUAUUUUUGCCUCGCUACUAUAUAUGGAGUCUUGAAAAUAAAGUUAUUGUUUUGAGAGGGCAGAUCACAACAAACACUGUCUUGAAAAUCUUCGGCUCAACUUAGCAGAAUUUAAUGCAAGAAGGCUGAGUUCACGGAUCACAAGAUGUAGCACAGG
Messenger RNA from Gilbertella persicaria, 1729 nucleotides. Its product is annotated as transmembrane amino acid transporter protein-domain-containing protein. Gene Ontology annotation, molecular function: amino acid transmembrane transporter activity. Lineage: Eukaryota; Fungi; Mucoromycota; Mucoromycetes; Mucorales; Choanephoraceae. Bases 123 to 1451 code for a protein of 442 amino acids. Gene Ontology annotation, cellular component: vacuolar membrane. The transcript has 8 exons. The record is from RefSeq and is a predicted model, not a curated record. Gene Ontology annotation, biological process: amino acid transmembrane transport.